GCAACAUCAACAUCAACAAGAGGGCCCUUGGAGAAGAACUCUGCCCGUCUCACUGUGUGCGCUUCUAAAGCAGCGUGCUGAUAGAAACAAAAGGUUGCUAGUGCCUUUGGGGCUGCCAUUGAGUUAGUGUGCUUGAGCAUUUUCCGUGCUUCUUUCUACCUGGGUCCCUUGGUAUUGUAUGCACGUCGCGCUGCAGCAGACGAGAAGCUAGAUGCACCGCUUCACCCAUCAUGGCCGUCUCCUGGUGUCAAGACCCGUCACCGCUCCUUGCUGCAGUCCCAGUCGACUGAAGCCGCGUCGGAACCUCUUGCACACGCUCACGUCAAACACUCGCCUCCCUCGUUACCCCGCUGCCUCGCCGACACCAUCUCUCCGCUCCCCUCCAUCCUCCCGACACCCUGCCUUUGUCACUGUGAGGCACUGUUCCCAUCGACGAAACAUGUGCAAGCACUUUGGCGCCGAGGGCCACUCGUCCAUUGACAUCACCAAGGGCCGUGAGGUGCUGCCUGUCAAUGUCAAGCCUAUUCACUAUGACUUGACGCUGGAGCCAGACUUUGCCAAGUUUACCUACCAAGGCACCGUCACCAUCGAUCUAGACGUCGUCGACGACACUACCUCGAUUUCCCUCAACACCAACGAGCUCAAGAUCCACUCGACCAAGGUCACGGCUGGCCAGCAAGUCAUCACCGAAUCGCCCAAUGUCACCACCGACGACGAUGCGCAGACGACCAAAGUCAGCUUCGACCAGACCAUCCCUGGCGGCAGCAAGGCGAAGCUUACCAUGACCUUCUCCGGCGUCCUCAACGACAACAUGGCCGGCUUCUACCGCUCGUCCUUCAAGGCCGCCGACGGCUCGACCACAUACAUGGCGACCAGCCAGAUGGAGCCCACGGAUGCCAGGCGGGCGUUCCCCUGCUUCGACGAGCCGGCCCUCAAGGCCAAGUUCACCGUCACGCUCAUCGCCGAUGACAAGAUGACCUGUCUCAGCAACAUGGACGUGGCGUCGGAGAAGCAAGUCGACAGCACCAUCUCGGGCGGAAAGCGCAAGGCCGUCACCUUCAAUCCGACGCCCCUCAUGUCAACAUACCUCCUGUGCUUCAUCGUCGGCGAGCUCAACUACAUCGAGACGAACAACUUCCGCGUCCCUGUACGAGUCUAUGCUCCAAAGGACCGAGACAUUGAGCAUGGCCGGUUCUCGCUCGAGCUGGCCGCAAAGACGCUGGAGUUUUACGAGAAGACCUUUGACAGUCCCUUCCCGCUCCCUAAGAUGGACAUGGUUGCUAUUCCCGACUUUAGUGCAGGUGCCAUGGAAAACUGGGGCCUCGUCACCUACCGCGUUGUAGAUGUGCUUAUUGACGAAAAGGUCAGUGGUGCUGCUACCAAGCAGCGCGUUGCCGAGACGGUGCAGCACGAGCUCGCGCAUCAAUGGUUCGGCAAUCUCGUAACCAUGGACUUCUGGGACGGCUUGUGGCUUAACGAGGGAUUCGCAACCUGGAUGUCGUGGUACUCCUGCAAUGUCUUCUACCCCGACUGGAAGGUCUGGGAAGGUUAUGUUACGGACAACCUGGCUAGCGCACUCUCGCUCGACUCUCUACGCAGCAGUCAUCCCAUUGAGGUGCCUGUGAAGCGUGCAGACGAGAUCAAUCAGAUUUUCGACGCCAUCUCCUACUCCAAGGGCUCUAGUGUCAUUCGCAUGAUUUCCAAAUAUGUCGGAGAGGACACCUUCAUGGAGGGUAUUCGCCGCUACCUUAAGAAGCACGCCUAUGGCAACACGGAGACCGGCGACCUGUGGGCUGCCUUGGCUGAUGCCAGUGGCAAAGACGUUGGCAAGGUCAUGGAUAUCUGGACCAAAAAGGUCGGAUUCCCAGUCGUUACCGUGACCGAGGGCGCCGACUCUAUCCACCUCAAGCAAAACCGCUUCCUCCGUACAGCCGACGUCAAGCCAGAAGAAGACCAGACCCUGUAUCCAGUCUUUCUCGCGCUGCGGACUAAAGAAGGGGUUGACGAGGACUUGACGCUUUUCGAUCGCGAAGCCGACUUCAAGCUCAAGGACCUCGACUUCUUCAAGCUCAACGCAGACCACUCUGGUCUUUACCGGACCUCAUACACGCCAGAGAGAUUGAGGAAACUUGGAAUCUCGGCCAAGGAGGGCCUCUUGACUGUUGAGGACAGAGCUGGUAUGAUUGCUGAUGCUGGCUCGCUGGCCGCGUCUGGCUAUCAAAAGACGUCUGGCAUUCUCUCGCUCCUGGACAGCUUCAAACAUGAGGCAGAGUUCGUCGUUUGGGGGGAGAUUACUGGUCGCAUUGGUUCCCUCCGGGGCGCAUGGAUGUUCGAGGACCAGAAGAUCAGGGAUGCUCUGAAGAAGUUCCAGUUAGAGCUCAGUGCCGAGAAGGCACAUGAGCUGGGAUGGACGUUUGAUGAAAAAGACGGCCAUAUCGAGCAACAAUUCAAGGGUCUCAUGUUCGGUGCUGCCGGUAUCGCCGGAGACGAGAAGAUUACCAAGGCAUCAUUCGACAUGUUUGAGAAGUUCAAAGCAGGCGACAAGUCUGCCAUCCACCCCAACAUCCGCGGCAGCGUAUAUGCUAUUGUGUUGGCGAAUGGUGGGCAAGAAGAAUACGACGUCAUUGUCAACGAGACACGAAACGCUGCCACAAGUGACGAACGCAACUCGGCUCUUCGCGCGCUCGGUCGUGCCAAGUCGCCAGAGCUCAUCCAGCGCACGCUCGCCAUGGCCCUCAGUGACGAAGUCAAGGGCCAAGACAUCUACCUGCCCAUUGCUGCCUUAAGGUCACACGCAGAGGGCUGUCACGCGCUUUGGAAGUGGGUCAAGGACAACUGGUCGGAGCUGGAGAGAAGGCUGCCUCCUAGCUUGAGCAUGCUAAGUUCGGUUGUUGCCAUUACAACAUCGGGCUUCACUCACCGGGAACACAUUGAAGAUAUCCAGGCGUUCUUCAGCAGCAAGAGCACCAAGGGCUUCGAUAUGGCGCUGUCUCAGAGCAUCGACGCCAUCAGUGCCAAAGCCGCAUGGCUUGAGAGAGAUGCGGAGGAUGUCAAGAUGUGGCUGCAGGAACAUAGAUACCUGCAGUAGAAGCAGAGUGUUGUGUGGAUUGUUAUGAACUAUGGCUGUACAAAUAGAUGGAGAUGAAAAGCAUUUACUCCCUGCGCCAUCAAUCCAUAUUGUCCCCAACAAACACAAUAAGCUUUUUUCACGUUGGCAAGUCUAAGAAUGACGUCAGUGUACAUACCAUAAGCGUAACUGAACAAAUGCACCACGACAACCUCUGCGGUGCGGCAGGUCGGCUUUUACAGAGAUGUGAGUUUAGUGUGACG
Messenger RNA from Alternaria alternata, 3330 nucleotides. RefSeq lists its product as hypothetical. Gene Ontology annotation, cellular component: cytoplasm. NCBI's taxonomy places the organism in Eukaryota, Fungi, Ascomycota, Dothideomycetes, Pleosporales, Pleosporaceae. The record is from RefSeq and is a predicted model, not a curated record. The coding region runs from base 440 to 3088 and encodes 882 amino acids. Gene Ontology annotation, molecular function: metalloaminopeptidase activity; zinc ion binding; peptide binding. The transcript is spliced from 3 exons. Gene Ontology annotation, biological process: proteolysis; peptide catabolic process.